AUGUGUGCAUAUGCAUCCUCACUUGCGAAAACAGUGGGCAAGCAUGCUUGCUCCAUUUAUGUUACUGGUAUUUCUUCUUCCAAUUUUAAACCAUGUUCAUCUUCUUCCAAUAAAGCUUUUAUUAAUACAUAUCCAGCAUGUCAGCCAUUUGAUCCAGCAGUACCCAUCACAAAUUCAAUCUGCAACAUUAUCUGUGCUGCAGCUUUUGGAUAUAGGUUUUCUGUUGAUGACAAAGACUUCUCAGAGUUGAUAGAAGCAGUCAGGGUUACCUUAAAAUUUGGAGGCACCCUCUAUGAAGUUUUCCCACAUAUCAUGAAAUACCUACCAGGUCCUCACCAAACUGUCAAAUCUGCAUAUAAAGUCUACAAAGAAAUAAAAGAAGUUUUGGGUUCAUCUCACUCAAUCUGUUAUCAAGACCGAAAGAAAGUGCCCUACACCAAUGCUGUGAUUCACGAGAUCGUCCGAAGCAAAUAUAUCUUAUUAUUUGGCUUACCAAGACAAUGUGUGAAGGAUGUCUAUCUGGGUAAUUUUCUCAUUCCCAAGGGAGCCAUUCUCACCCCAGACCUGCGUUCUGUUCUCUUUGAUCCCGAACAUUGGGAGACCCCCGAGGAGUUCAACCCCAAUCAUUUUUUGGACAAGGAAGGAAAUUUUGUGCCCAAUGAUGCAUUUCUUCCUUUUGGAGCAGGAGCUCGGGUCUGCCUGGGGGAACUCCUUGCAAAGAUUGAGACUUUCAUUAUGUUCACCAGUCUGCUGAGGGAAUUUAGGUUCCAGCCACCAGAAGGCGAGAAAAAACUCAGUCAAAAAACCAUCAUAGGAUUGACUGUGCAUUGCCUGCCUUACAAGAUUUGUGCUCUUCCACGUAUCAAUUCAUCACAAUAG
Molecule: messenger RNA, 879 nt
Organism: Thamnophis sirtalis
Lineage: Eukaryota; Metazoa; Chordata; Lepidosauria; Squamata; Natricidae
Source: RefSeq, a predicted model, not a curated record